Molecule: messenger RNA, 1664 nt
Organism: Condylura cristata (star-nosed mole)
Lineage: Eukaryota; Metazoa; Chordata; Mammalia; Eulipotyphla; Talpidae
Gene: GNB2
Product: guanine nucleotide binding protein (G protein), beta polypeptide 2
Exons: 10
Coding region: 262-1284 (340 amino acids)
Biological process (GO): G protein-coupled receptor signaling pathway
Cellular component (GO): heterotrimeric G-protein complex; cytoplasm
Molecular function (GO): protein binding; signaling receptor complex adaptor activity
Source: RefSeq, a predicted model, not a curated record
UGGCGGGCGGGAUCCCUCCGCUCUAGGGAGAGCUGCGCUGGACGGUUGAGUUGGGGUGACUGAGGAAUCCAUCCGCGUCGCCGCCGCCGCCGCCGCUGCCGCCUCCGCCGCGGAGGAAGACAGAACCUCCCGCGCUCUCCUAGCGACCCUUCGCAGAGUCCCACCGCCACAGGCCUCGGGCCAGCGGCGAGGAGCUGCCUCCCCCAGCCCCCGUCCCGCGGCCCCCAGCCGCCCCCAACCCCGCCCCACGGGCCCGGCGCCAUGAGUGAGCUGGAGCAACUGAGACAGGAGGCAGAGCAGCUCCGGAACCAGAUCCGGGAUGCCCGAAAAGCAUGUGGGGAUUCUACACUGACCCAGAUCACAGCUGGGCUGGACCCAGUUGGGAGAAUCCAGAUGAGGACACGGCGGACCCUCCGUGGGCACCUGGCAAAAAUCUAUGCCAUGCACUGGGGGACAGACUCAAGGCUGCUGGUCAGCGCCUCCCAGGAUGGGAAGCUCAUCAUCUGGGACAGCUAUACCACCAACAAGGUCCAUGCUAUCCCGUUGCGCUCCUCCUGGGUCAUGACCUGUGCCUACGCACCCUCAGGGAACUUUGUGGCCUGUGGGGGGUUGGACAACAUCUGCUCCAUCUACAGCCUCAAGACCCGUGAGGGCAAUGUCAGGGUCAGCCGGGAGCUGCCUGGCCACACUGGGUAUCUGUCGUGCUGCCGCUUCCUGGAUGACAACCAAAUCAUCACCAGCUCUGGCGAUACCACCUGUGCUCUGUGGGACAUUGAGACAGGUCAGCAGACGGUGGGUUUUGCUGGACACAGCGGGGACGUGAUGUCCCUGUCACUGGCCCCCGAUGGCCGCACCUUUGUGUCAGGUGCCUGCGAUGCCUCUAUCAAGCUGUGGGACGUACGGGAUUCCAUGUGCCGACAGACCUUCAUCGGCCAUGAAUCUGACAUCAACGCCGUGGCCUUCUUCCCUAAUGGCUACGCCUUCACCACGGGCUCUGAUGAUGCCACGUGCCGCCUCUUCGACCUGAGGGCAGACCAGGAGCUCCUCAUGUAUUCCCACGACAACAUCAUCUGUGGCAUCACCUCUGUUGCCUUCUCGCGCAGUGGCCGGCUGCUGCUCGCUGGUUAUGACGACUUCAACUGCAACAUCUGGGAUGCCAUGAAGGGUGAUCGUGCAGGUGUCCUCGCUGGCCAUGACAACCGUGUGAGCUGCCUCGGGGUCACUGACGAUGGCAUGGCUGUGGCCACAGGCUCCUGGGACUCCUUCCUCAAGAUCUGGAACUAAUAACAGCCCCAACCCCAACUGGGCCCAGGCCAGGAGGGGUCCUACCCAUGCCCACACUACAGGCCGGGAGCUUUGGAGUUGGGUAUAAUACCAAGCCUCCCUCCCCAGGCCACGGGGCCUUGGGUCCCUGCUCCCCUACCCAGGUUUGGUUCCUCCCGGGGCCCCCACUGUGGAGAUAAAGAUGGGGAUAGAAUGGGGAAAAGGAAGGGCAGAAGCCCUCAUCCUUUCACUGCCCUGGGGUCAGGGCCUCAUCCCUCUGGAGGGCCAGAAGCAGGAGGUAGAAACUCCAGAGGCUGGCUUUUUUAAAAACUGGUUUUAUUUUAAUUUUUAUUAUAUUUUCAGUUUUUCCAUAAAGGAACCAAUUCCAACUCUGUACCUGG